AUGCGAAACAUUAAUGAAGUUGUUCUAUUCGAUGAAGAAGACGUUAAGCAAAGUAGAACAAUUCGAGUUGAACUGGAUGAGAUAUUAGAAUCGAUUCAAAUACAUUGGAGACAAGUAGCGGAUCCAGACUUUAUGAAAGUUUUUCCAGAUCUUGAUGAACUAUUAAAAGCAAUUAGUGAAUUCUAUGGAAAAAGUGAAAGCAUUCUCGAACUAUUCUAUAAAGUUAUACGAAAUACGGGUGCAGACAAAGAAACUGCUCACAGACUGGCCAAGUUGAUGGUACGAGCUUUUCCUGUAGCUGAACCAAAAGAAGAUUCUACAGAAAGCGAUAUCGAAAAUCGUGGUGGCAUUACAUUAACUGUUCAAGUGAUUAAAGCCGCAUUAGAUAAAUAUUGGAACGAUAUUCCCGAAUGGAUUCAAGAUGAUUUAAAUUUGGAUGAUGUUAAAAAGGGCGUGGACAAAUAUGUUGCAAUCAGUGAUACGAUCGAGGACAUGUUUUAUCAGAUCGCUAAGGAGCAAGGUGCUAAUGAUAUUGCGGCUAAAGCAAUAGCAAAAGUGCUCAUGGCUCUUUUACCGUGA
Molecule: messenger RNA, 579 nt
Organism: Didymodactylos carnosus
Lineage: Eukaryota; Metazoa; Rotifera; Eurotatoria; Philodinida; Philodinidae
Source: the annotation of a GenBank genome assembly